AUGUCAACAGAGGUCUUUGGUUUGAACAUCAAAACGUGGCAGACGAAUAUCUCAGAUGGCCAGCCCACGCCCGGCCCCAGAGAUAUAUUGGACAAGGACGUUCAGUCUGUGAAUGAGACAGGCUUGGCGCUGGGUAGUCUUCAGCGUGACAAUAGUACGUGGUCCUGGCCAGCUUCAGAGCCCUCUUCGCAACUGCAACACACAACAAUAGUGGUUACACAUCAGAAAGACAAGACUAACAGGAAGAAGGCUUUAUUUGUGAAAGAGACGAGAAACCCAAACAGUAACAUCACAGCGUCUGAUCGCAAUAUACCUUCUAGACAAUUCGAGGAACGUGUGGGUACCCACGUUCAGUCGCCGGUGCUGCCUUAUAGCGUCAGUGAAGAUGCUGUGAAGAUUGUCAAGAAGCAGCCCCAACCAAGUGCUCAAUUAGGAGCGAGUGGUGAACCAAUAAAGAAUGACCAGCUAGUAGUAACAAGUGCAGUACCAGUAGUAACUACUGAACCAGUAACAAGUGAUGAACUAGUAACAAGUGUUGAACCAGCAACAAGUACGCAGUCAAGAGCAAGUGCCCAUCAAGAAAUAGGUGCAGAAUUUACUGAAGACAAUGGAAAGCUACCAUAUGCAGACAACGAAGAAGAAGAAAGUAACGAGACAUCUACGUGUACAACAUGCAGCAAGAGCGCCCUCAUGGAGGAACAAGUGAAAGCCAUACGUAUCGACAUGUUCAAAGAGCUGCUGGCGCAGAAGCUGCGCAUCGAUCUCAAUGAUACAACCAUGCAAGGAGCUGUCAACGAUGGCACUCCAGCCGUGAAUCCGCCAAAACUGCCACAAGCCAUCCUGGAGCAGACGAUCAAAGACAACGUGAAUGAGCUGGAGAAGGAUCAGUUCUACGCCAGGGACGAAGAGAUCAUUAUCGCUGGAGACGAUUUGGGCCGAGACUGUCCUUGGCCAGGGGCCACCGGAUGUUACAGAUUUAACCUCAAGGGCAAGGUCAAGCUGGCGGUGGCCGAGGCUCAACUCUGGUUCUACAAACUCAAAGACACCAACGAUGUCAAAGGUCAACUGUUUAAGGUCAUUCACCUCAACAGGUCAGUCGUCCACUGUAACUUGAUGUACCAACGGCUAAUCGGAGUCGACAGAAACUUUGUCCAGGAAGGCUGGGUUAAAAUCAACAUCACCGGGGAGUUACACAAGUGGCUCGACACCGGGAAAAACAGUCACGUGCUGGCGAUUAGGUGCUCCACUUGUACGGCCAAGAGUUAUACAUCUCUUUUCGGAGUCAAGCAAGGUUACAAGCCACUUUUAGUGGUGAAAUACUCCGCCAACAACAGGCUGACCAGGAGUAAGCGGUCACAGUCUUGCGACCCGGUGUCCGAAUGUUGCAAGAGGGACCUGGUGGUCAACUUUCAUGAGAUCCGGAUGGCCGAGAUUUACGAGCCCCGAAACCUGUCCAUUGGCUAUUGUUACGGCAGUUGUAAUGAUGGGCACCAGUUCACCUACAACCACACGACCUUGAAACAACGGCUACGCUUGAGCAGUUCCUACUCCAGCCAACCAACCAUGAGCGAGCAGCUCAAGUCUUGCUGUGUGCCCUUGGUUCUCAAGGACACUUUCAUCAUGGCCACGGAGGGCACCGACUACGUUCGGAAAAUUGUUCCCAAGGUCAUCGUGGAAACUUGCGGAUGUAUGUAG
Molecule: messenger RNA, 1695 nt
Organism: Candidula unifasciata
Lineage: Eukaryota; Metazoa; Mollusca; Gastropoda; Stylommatophora; Geomitridae
Source: the annotation of a GenBank genome assembly